Messenger RNA from Trichomycterus rosablanca, 4048 nucleotides. RefSeq names its product ubiquitin specific peptidase 43b (gene usp43b). Bases 1 to 3582 code for a protein of 1193 amino acids. The record is from RefSeq and is a predicted model, not a curated record. The transcript has 15 exons. Gene Ontology annotation, biological process: protein deubiquitination. Gene Ontology annotation, molecular function: cysteine-type deubiquitinase activity. Lineage: Eukaryota; Metazoa; Chordata; Actinopteri; Siluriformes; Trichomycteridae.
AUGGAGAAGCAAGUGAGAGGGACGUCUCGGAAAUCCGAAACCAUUAAACACAAGGACAAGAAGCGAGGGUCUAACAGACCGUUCCGAAAGAAGUCGUUCAAAUCCGUGGUGACCAAGAUUUUCCAAAGUUUAGGCGUGUUACGCUGGGGAGGGAUCCCAAAAGAGACGCUGGAAGCUGAGGACGACGAUGGAGGGUUCCGGGCAGGAACGCAGUGCAUUAAUUCCCUAAAUGGGAAAGAAGAGGACAGGACGAGUUUAAUGAAAACCUCCACUUUACAGUCGCGCUCGUCUUUAAAAGAGCGGCUCUCGUUAUCCUACGGGGAUAAAACUCCGGGAGUUUUGGGUCUGAAGAACCACGGGAACACCUGCUUCCUGAACGCGGUGGUGCAGUGUCUGAGCAACACCGACCUGCUGGCGGAGUACUUGGGGUUGGAACACUACAAGUCGGAUCUAGGUGAGAAGCUGGUGAGGAAUGAAGAUGUACCGGGAGAGGUGACCGAGCAGCUGGCAUCUCUGGUCAGGGCGCUUUGGACUCUGGAGUACACCCCACAACUCUCUGUGGAGUUUAAGAUGAUUGUGUCCAAGUAUGGUGCGCAGUUCCGAGGGAAUUCCCAGCACGAUGCUCUGGAGUUCCUGCUGUGGCUGCUUGAUCAGAUCCAUGAAGAUGUAAACUCAUCUUCGUCACCCUGUGGAAACAACCGGAGCAAAACCAGUGGAAAGGGACUACCAGGAGGAGAUGGGCUGGCAGCCUUUGAGACUCAGAAUGCAGAUGAACAGCCUGGUGUACGUCACAGCUUCGUACAGGAGCACUUCCAGGCUCAGUACAAGUCGUCUCUGACAUGCCCACAUUGCCUUAAACAAAGUCACACUUUUGAUCCUUUCCUCUGUAUCUCGCUUCCUAUUCCGCUACGUCAGACAAGGCCUCUGUGUGUGACUCUGGUAUUCAGCACUAAAGGACAGAGGUAUCUCAGAGUGGGACUGGCAGUGCCUUUGUUUGGAACGGUGGCUUGCCUGCGUAGGAUGGUGGCAGAUGAGGGCAAGAUUUCUCCAGACCAGGUAAUUUUAACAGAGAUUUACAGUACUGGUUUCCAGCGAUCUUUUUUCGAUGAGGACGAUCUGACCAGCAUUGCAGAAAGUGACGUCAUUUACGCCUUCCAAGCCCAACCUCUUUAUAUCAGAGGAGGUUCCACUCGAGUAUCAGGUUACCACCACAGCCUCCCCUCGUCCUCGUACCUUUUAUCUGGGCCUGAGGCUCAGAGACUGGCUGCGACUGGAGCGCUCUCCUCCGAGUUCCUGAACCAGGGAGGAGGAACUGCUAAAAUACUGCUGCUGUUGUGCAAUGCUGCUGGAACUGGUCAGCAGGCUGUGAGGUUUGGUCCUCCAUUCCUGAUGAGAGAGGACAGGUCAGUGUCAUGGGAUCAGCUGCAACAGAGCAUCCUUAGCAAACUCUACUACCUGAUGAUCAACGGUGCACAGCCACAGAAUACCAGAGUACUGUUUAAGAUUCGUGUGGUCGGGGGAUCCGCAUCCUGUAGCUACCUAAGUCCGCAGGAUGGACAUCCACUUUACCAUCCUGCAGUAGAUAGAGCUCUGAAGCUGUGUGGCUCAGGUGGACCUCCUCAUGUCAAGCUGAUUGUUGAGUGGGAACACAAAAUAAAAGACUGUCUGUUUGGUAACAUACAGGAGGAGGUGGUAAAGGAUUGUGAAAGUGUUCGUGUACAGCAGCAGCAGCAUGUUCAGCAGCACAGUUGCACACUGGACGAGUGCUUCCAGCUGUAUACUAAAGAGGAGCAGCUUGCUCCGGACGAUGCAUGGAAAUGUCCUCACUGCAAACAGCUGCAGCAGGGCAUGGUUCAAAUGAGUCUGUGGACUCUCCCCGACAUCCUCAUCCUCCACCUCAAGCGCUUCAGGCAGGUCGGCGAGCGCCGCAACAAGCUCUCCACGCUAGUGAGCUUCCCUCUGACGGCGCUGGACAUGGCGCCCCACAUGGUCAAGAGAAGUAACCGUUUAUCUUCCUCCUGGAAACAGCAGCCUUAUCAAAGAACUGAUGCUGAGGACUUCCUGUACGACCUGUAUGCAGUGUGUAACCAUCACGGAGGCAUGCAUGGGGGUCACUACACAGCAUACUGCAGGAACUCAGUGGACGGCCAGUGGUACAGCUAUGAUGACAGCAGUGUAGAGCCGGUGCCUGAGGAGGAAGUGUGCACACGUGGUGCCUAUAUUCUCUUCUACCAGAGACGUAACAGUAUCCCUGCAUGGUCAGCUAGCUGCUCUCUUCGAGGCUCUAUCAGCUCUUCUGCCUCGAAUCAUUGGCUCGUCCGUCUAACAUCUCUGUCAGGAGAAAGUCCAACCCUGAGCUCUCCUCACAAGUACUGUAGCUAUUCUCCUGCUCCUGAACCCCAAACCCCAACUUCUCCUGUCUUCUAUGAGCAGCCCACUAAAGGAAUUACUGAUGGAUUUGAGUCUAAACCAUUUACCCGUGGUACCAAGGGCCGUAGCGUAAGCAUGCGCUCACCCCCCAAGAACAAGGAAAGUCUUGGCAAAAUCUUUCCUCUACGCUGGUCUUUUGGUUCCAAGGAUCGCAAAAAAAUGAAUUCAGUUCCUCAAAUCACUCCAACUCAACCUGGCGAGCUGGUGGAAUAUCUGGAAUCUGGACGGAGGCCACGAUGUACCAAAGACCCCAUUGUUAGCCUUGUGGCUAGCCCUGUUCAAGUCAAAGCACAACCUGCAGGAAGCACAGUCAGUUCUCCCACUGGCAGCAGUUCUGUUAGUAGGGUGGAGCACGGACGCUGGCAUGAGCCAGACUCACCUAGGGUGCCUGAAGGCCAGAGAAGACCAGCCUCAGAUAGAGGUUCUGCAAAUGCUCAUGUUACAACCAAAAGCCGAGAUGAAAACUCAGUAGCCAGGAGGACCUCGAAGAAGAGGCAGGAGCAGCAGGGGAAAUCUCAAGAUGGUCAGUUUCCCCGAGGAUCUACUUCUGGUCUACAUUCAGGUGCUGGCAUAGCCACGGGCACUAAUAGUGCAUCUGAUAGCAAAGAUUCCAUGUUGAAGAGAAACUGGAACCAGCCAGCUGGAGCUACCAGGACUGCCCGUAUGGAGUUAUCAGGGAGCAAGAGUGAUGAGACUCAAAUCAUCCUGUCCCACGUUAAGACAGGCACAAUUAAGAAGGAUUACCAGUCAAAGGAUGUGCGUGGUCAAGAACCAUGCCAAGGAAGAUCAGUAAUGAGUAGGAGUUCAACCAAGCUUCCAGUGUCCAACGGCACACCAAGUGGCAUGGUAGUAGAGGACAAAAAAGCUAAUGGCACCCAUAGAAGCAGUGGGCGACACAGCAACAAGCCACUAGUCAAUGGAAAGGAGAGCCACAAUGGUGGCAUGGCCAAUAUAAAGCGAGCACACAGUUCUUCCAGUCUACAGACUAAGACGGAUUUGAAUCUGAGGAGGACGGUGUCUCUUCAAAGGAAUGGGCUAGCAUCCCACAAAGGACUUAGUACUGAUAAACACUCUAACAGUAUGCUGCAGAGGAACAGAUAUAGCACCACUUCACUGGGCAGACAGAGGCCAGUGCCCGAAUCUUGCUUUUGAUAUUUGUGUACAUGAAGUUACAGUUGUGAGCCGGAUUGUCUGGACUACAUGUAGCUAGCACAUCUUACCUGUGCCUUACCUUUAAAUAUAGUAAACUACCUUAGGGCACUUUCACGGUGGCUUUGGUUUGAGAAAUAAAAACUAGAAAUGAAGAAUAUUUUACUGUAAAGGUACAAGUCCAUGUAUAUUUUUAUUACUUGCUCAGUCUUAAGCAAGCUACCUUUAUUAUUCAAAUUACGCUACUAAAAUGUAGCCUGGCAAAGGGAAGCUAUCAUAAAAAUCUAGAUAAUUACACUACAAGCAAAGGUAAUUAAAGCUUUAUCCAUUACUGAGGUCAUGUAUUCACUAAUUACAUCUAAUUACAUUAAGCUGCCACAAAAUGUUUUGCUGUUCACUAAUUCUACUGCUACUAUUCAUAAUUAUAAUAAUAAUAAUUAAACAACUUUGUUUCUGUUAUUAAUAAUAU